UUACCCGGCUUGAGUCCGGCUCAAUGAUGAUUUCUGCCAAAUUAGCUGAAAGCAAUUCACAAAGAGGCUAAUCGGGCAUCAUCGGAGAAUAAAACGGAGUCGGGUCACCCGGAUGCUCCGGCCGUCGUCAUUCCGACGGCGGUUCUAGAAGUGGAACGUGACCAAAAAGUCCAAAACCGGCACAAGCACGCAGAAAACGAACGGCCGUAACACACCAAACACCGAGAAGAUUCGACAGGCUCACCUCCUUUGACCUUCGGCCCAGCGCGAGCGCGACCAUCUCUCUGGAGAAUCCGCCGGCCUCCUCCUCCUCCUUCUCCUCUUCGAUCCCUUCGAAGUGAAACCAAAACUCAAUCUCGUGAGGCGAGCACACGCAGUGAGCGACUCGAAGGACGAUGGGGCUCUUCGAGCUCGCCGUGGCUGGCGGCGGAUUCAUCUCCAUCGGCGCGCUCGAAGCUCUCGCAGCGUCGGGCUCGCUCGCGCGCCGGACGGGCAGCCCUGGCCCUCCCUCGCCUCUCGGCCCGAUCGCCUCUUCUACGCCGCGAUCGCCGCCCCGAUCGAGGACGAAGAUAGGAACGUCCUUGAUCUCACUCGUUUCGGUCUCCGUUCUCUCCAUCCUGUUCGUAGUCAACUCCCUGAUCUCGGUCACGGACGCGGCCGGCGCGCGCGACCGCGUCGGUUCGGCUCUCCAGUUGCAAGUCGUGCCGGUGGCGGCGCUGUUCUUGCUGUACUCGGUUGCUGGAAUUUUAGUCAAUUUGUUGAGCUCGUUUCCUUUGAGCUCUUCGUUGGUCGAUGUGAUUGCUCUGUUCGCUUUCGUGGAGGAGUUCUUGGUAUAUUACUUCCAGAGGAAGGACACGAGUGGGAUUGAGAACAGGUACUUCGAUCUCAUGCUCGUGCCCAUCACGAUAUGCACGUUCUCUACGAUUCUCGGGUUGAAAUCCCCGAAAUCGGCGUUCCCAAGAUUGGCGCGAGCUGUGGGUUUGGUGCUCCAGGGAACGUGGUUUUUGCAAAUGGGGUUUUCUUUUUACACCGGCUUGGUUGCGCAUGGGUGUUGGUUGCAUGGGAAGAGUAGAGGGAAUUACACGGUUAAGUGCAAGGGGCAUCCUGAGUAUCAUAGGGCUAGAGCGAUCGCAACGCUUCAGUUCAAUUGCCAUCUUGCUCUGCUUGUGACUGUAGUGGUCGGGGUUUACUCCCUGAUCGCGCAGAAGAAUGGGAUCCAAGGGGAUUUUGCAAAGUACAGGCCCUUAGGGAUAGAAGUUCAGAGCUUGGGCAAUCAUGCCCAGUUUACUCUGGACUCUGAUGAAGAUGUGGAUGACGGGAUCAGGGAAGAGGAGAAUGCGGGGAAGCCGAAGGGUGCUGCGAUAGAGUUGAGUGCCAAUGGAUAUGGUUCCCACCAUUGAGGGGAGAGAUAAUGAAGUUUCUUGUUUGAGAAGGCUGACUUCAUGAUAUCAAUUUGCCAAGUGCUUAGAGAAGAUGAACCCGAUUCUUGCUGUACAAAGUGAACUGAGGUAGCUUUUAUGUUGGUUUUCGGUUCUGUGCAAAAAUUUUCAGUUGCUAUAGUUUCCUGCUGCAAUGGUCGAGCUAAUUCUUUCAUGUUUGUGAUAUGUAUCGAAUUUCUGUCUCUGUUUGGAUCAGGUCAGAAACCCUCUACCGAAAUGGGGGAAGCAUAUAAUAAAAUUCAAACUCUUUGAGUAUGGUUCCCAUUGA
Rhodamnia argentea is the source of this 1707-nucleotide messenger RNA. RefSeq lists its product as uncharacterized. Bases 396 to 1400 code for a protein of 334 amino acids. The transcript has a single exon. The record is from RefSeq and is a predicted model, not a curated record. NCBI's taxonomy places the organism in Eukaryota, Viridiplantae, Streptophyta, Magnoliopsida, Myrtales, Myrtaceae.